This is a messenger RNA of Coffea eugenioides, 531 nucleotides long. RefSeq lists its product as uncharacterized. The transcript has 2 exons. The coding region runs from base 16 to 531 and encodes 171 amino acids. Lineage: Eukaryota; Viridiplantae; Streptophyta; Magnoliopsida; Gentianales; Rubiaceae. The record is from RefSeq and is a predicted model, not a curated record.
CAUGUAGCGGAGGAAAUGCAGAUGAUGUCCACCGGAGCAGGUGCCGUGCUUCAAAAUCCUUAUGCAUUACAAGCUGGAUAUCAGGGGGUGCAGGUGCCCCAAUUCCCCUCCCAAUUUAUGCCAAUGAGGCCAGCCGGUGUUGGAAUGGGAAUGCAUGGCAUUUCUUCUUCAACUGCACUACCUGGGAUGUCAUUUCCCUUGGCCAGUCCUUGUCAAUCAACCCUAGCAGCCUCAGGAUUGGGCAUGGUUGGUCCAAUGCCUCAGAUGCACUUGCCACUGAAUCCUUUCCAACCGUUGCCCUCAGCAGAUUCUGGUUCCACUUUGAUGGCUGCACAAACAUCUUGUACAAGCUUAUCUUCAACCUUAGUUUGUACAACUCAAACAGAAACUAGUUCACUGAGUGUGCCAAGAGCGGCUCAAGUGCCUCUGAUGAAUCAGGGGCCGAUCGCAAGUGGUUCAACUUCAAUAGUUCUGCCAAGUCAAAUUAUAACUCCUGCUUCCUCAUCAAGUACCAGUCCAGCAGUCCAGUAG